Molecule: messenger RNA, 604 nt
Organism: Haliotis rubra (blacklip abalone)
Lineage: Eukaryota; Metazoa; Mollusca; Gastropoda; Lepetellida; Haliotidae
Exons: 2
Coding region: 110-475 (121 amino acids)
Source: RefSeq, a predicted model, not a curated record
CAUGUUCUAUUCAUGUGAAAGAAGCCAUGUUGAAGCACCUGCUGUCUCGUAGUAUCAGACAACCUUCCGCUGAGUGGUCGCUCCUACUCCUGGUGAAGCUGCUGGGGCCAUGUACAUCGCUGUCGUCUGUCUGUGUCUGUUGGCCGUCGGCGUCCAGAGCGCCUCUGUGACUGACCUGUCCGGUCUGAAGCAGCUCAGCCAACCCAAGACAUACACGUGCACCCCCACAUGUGGCGCCGGUCAGUGCUGUGUCCACUUUUACACCCCCGUCCACGGACGCCGACAGCUCCAACCCAUCGACCUACCCCUGAACAACCCCUAUCCCGGCAUCACGACCAUGUGCAAGACGAUCCCGACCUCUGGAGAGAAGUGUCUGGUCCACAAUCCCGGAGAGUGGUGCGACUGUGCGGCAGGCCUCUCUUGUCGACCUAACGGCAAGACUGGACUAGACGCCUUCUUCGGCACGUGCAUCUAAUUACAGGUGCGCACAUGUGUCUCACUUCUGACGUCUUCACUGCAUAUUAAUAAGAUCAACACUGUACCCUGUUCUUUGUGUUGUUCCAAUAUGGCGUCCGUUACAGUAAAUAGUUAUUCAUAAUGAUAA